This is a messenger RNA of Penicillium robsamsonii, 696 nucleotides long. Its product is annotated as prefoldin subunit 5. Gene Ontology annotation, cellular component: cytoplasm; prefoldin complex. The annotation marks the transcript as partial. The record is from RefSeq and is a predicted model, not a curated record. Gene Ontology annotation, biological process: protein folding; regulation of DNA-templated transcription. The transcript is spliced from 4 exons. Lineage: Eukaryota; Fungi; Ascomycota; Eurotiomycetes; Eurotiales; Aspergillaceae.
GUGCGUGUGUAUAAACACAACCCGCCACUAUUCCGCCCGCCCACACCUAACCCCACUAUCGCCACGCCUACGACCCAGCAGUUUUCUGAAGCUCCCCCCACCACCUAUACAGUCCCUAUACAGUCCCAAUGCGACGUGAUCUACAAUAACAAAAUCAAUUCUCCAAAUACCCCAUUCUUCCUCCUUAAUCCCGAUAUGUCGCAAAACGCCCCCUCAGACGGAGCUCCCCAAGGCCAAAUCAACCUCGCCUCUCUCUCCGUCCCUCAGCUCCGCGCUCUCCAAACCCGCCUCACCUCCGAACUCGAACACCUGACCACCUCGCACACAAAGUUGCGCGCCGCCCAAGCCAAGUUCCGCGACUGUGUGCGCUCGAUCAAUGAUGGCGUGACUGGAAAUGAGAAGAAGGGAACCGAUGGCCGAAAUGAGAUUCUCGUACCCCUUACCAGCUCGCUGUACGUCAAGGGCCGGUUGACGGAUCGCGAGAAGGUGCUUGUUGAUGUCGGAACUGGAUUUUAUGUUGAGAAGACUGCGCCUAAGGCGAUUGCAUUCUAUGAUGAAAAGGUCAAGGGCUUGGAGGCAAACUUGCAGGAAUUGGAGAAGAUCGUACAGACCAAGAGCUCGCAACUGCGUGUUGUGGAAGAGACAUUGAGGCAGAAGAUGCUUGCCGAGGGUGCUCCUCAGGCCCCUGCGGGCUAA